This is a messenger RNA of Parnassius apollo (apollo), 672 nucleotides long. The record is from the annotation of a GenBank genome assembly. NCBI's taxonomy places the organism in Eukaryota, Metazoa, Arthropoda, Insecta, Lepidoptera, Papilionidae.
AUGGACCUACAGAUCACUCAGUGGUUGCAUGAAGACCAAUCAGAAGACGAAGAGGCAUGUGAAGUCGCUGUUCCUGACCUUGAAAAUGAUGUUGACGAAGACGGAAUUAUUGAAGACUUUCGAGCAGAACAUCCAGAUGAUGAUACAGAAAAUUCUUCAUCGGUAGAUGACACUCCUCUGAGUAAUUACAGUUCAGCAAAGUCUAGAGUCCCACGAAGAAAUAUUUUGUUUCAUCCUCCUGGACCUAAAGCUGCAGCUCGUGAAAUAAAAACAGAGCUGGAAGCAUGGAGAAUUUUUUUUUCUGAUGAAAAGCUUGAAGAAAUUGUAAGAAAUACAAAUGCUGACAUUGGUAAACAGAGAGAAAAAUAUAAACGAGACAGACCUGUACAGAAUACGGAAGACGAAAACGCGGACGCAUCGAGUUCCACAAAAAUACGUCCUUCUUUUGCUAAGGAUGCAAGUGUGGUGGAAAUGAAGGCUUUAUUUGGACUUUACUACUUAGCAGGGGUACUCAACAUGAAUCACGUCACCACCAAGGAAUUGUUUGACAAGAACUCAGGUGUUGGCUAUUUUCGUGCCACCAUGAGCCAAGCCAGAUUUGAGUUUCUGACAAACUGUCUGCGUUUUGACGACCGGUCUACCAGAGAAGAACGCCAGCAAAAUGAUGAUUAG